AUAUUCUACGCCAUGGAGCAAGGAAAAUCUCGAUGCAAUAGCCUCUUGACGUUUGCUGUGUUUGUCAACAUAAUACUGACUCUUUUGUCCGUCGGGUUCAUGAUUUAUAAAGUGAGAGUAUUAGAGGAGCGGGUUUUUGAGCUUCAAUUCAAGUCAGCACAGACGUUACACGCUGAAACCGGAGAAAAUGAAGAAGACGUCGAUAUCAUCAGGAGUAGACAGAAGAGGUCAUCUGAGUCCUUCGGCUCCAAACACUGUAUCAGCUGCCACAAUGCUUGUGUCAAACUAUUUGGACUGGGAACUAAGGCCAAGGUACGAAUCACUUAAAAUACAAUGGAACCUUUUUUAAUUAAAAGAUCAAAAUAAUGGAUCAAAGCAAGUGGUUUUCGAAUACUGAACAAAAAGCAGGAGAGGAUCAAAAACUAAGAAUUAUUUGAGUCUGGGUCAAAAGCAGAUAUUUCGCCAUUGUAAAAUUAAAAAUAGUUGUUUGUAUGACAGGGAAAGUGAUUUAGUCGAGGGCAAGGGGGAGGAAUAGAAUUUAGCGUGAAAGACAAGCGUGGCAACCCGCACGGCCAUCAGAAUUACGUUUAUUAUAUCGGAUACAAGAGUUUAUCAUAUAUUUUUUUAAAUAUUAUUUUGAAUGACCUUGUUGAAUUCACACAUCUGCAUUCUAUUUAGCGCCUGUUUCAACCAAGAUUGCCUUCUAAAUAAUUUAAUGGAGACUGGGAGGGAGGGUGUAUUUUAAAUUACUCUGAUGAUUUCAAUCUGAUGAUAUAUAGAAACGGGACAUAUCUAGACAUGGGAUUAUAGGUUAUGCUGAUGGUCGUUUAUCUCUGACCCCAGUGUCAUCUUCCAAUGUCUUUGUUUGCGUCAAUUUUUAGACAUGUUCGAGGUAAUUAAAGCUUUCGGGGCAUCAUUAAACAUUUGUAAAAAUAAGAAUUAGAAGGAUUAAAUAAAGAAAUUCUACCCAGCAAUCAGCUAACAGUACUGUUAUGUGCGCUAGCACAUGACUAGAUAAUCCGUGCAAAGAUGGAAACAGUUUCGUAAUAUGCCAGUCACGUGACAUUAUAUAAACAAUACAGUUUCUCUGUUUCGAGUGUCUUUUUAUGUUCUCAAUCAAUAUGAUAAUGAAGGAAAAAAUUCGAGGCGCGAAAAACAAGGGGAUUUUUCAGCAGAUAUGAUAUCCAAGCUGACGUUAUCUAAUUUGAAUUCCCAUCGGAAGUGUAAUGUUAAUUUGUUGAAUUUUUAAUGCAUUUGAGAUCGAGUUCACCUUCUAUGAUGAUUUUCCACAAAGGCCAGAUUCUUAUUUUAUCUUAUUUCCAGGUCACAGUUAAAUCUGGAAGCAACGGAACAGAUCAAGAUAUUAUUUGCACGAGAGGUAAGAAUCGUGGUACAGAGUUGAAGUAAAAGCACACCCAGUCCCUUCAGUAAUACUUUGUGCACAGUCUUUGUAGACGAUUAAAAAUGUUGGAUGCUUGGCUUUCACUGCAAUCAGCUGUGUCGACGCGUAUCAUUUUAACAUGUUUUAAGGAUAAUUUGGGUAAAAAAAAGAUUGAUAGCAUGUAUUCGACACCCUGCUGUCGGCUGUUCUUUGACUAAUUCACUAUGAGGCGAACAACCCGGGUGGGGGAGGGGACUCGGCAUAUGAAAGGGGUGGGGAUGCUCGUCGUCUCGCUUAGGGUUGUAAAUUUCGAAUUUUGGUCUCACUUAGGGUGUUCUGGGCAAAACGCUAUCAUAUUUAGCCGUGAAGGUCUCGUUUAGGGUUGCACGCAAAAAAAUAUAACAAUAUAUAUUUGAUAUGUAUAUUUUUUUGGUUUCUUUUAGGGGUCAAAAAAAAAGCUUCGGUUACGCCCAAGUCGGUCUCCUUUAGGGGUUUAAUUCAAAAUUUUCGACGAGCAUCCACCCCUUUAAUAUGGGGAGUCCCCCCCCCCCCGGGCGAACAACUUUCAUGCAUUCGUGUCAUUGCGUUUUCACCGGCCUUUUUUCUAGAACAAUUUUUUUUUAUUAUCAAUUAUUAUUUUAUUUUCUUAUUUUUUCUUUUUUUUUUCACAUGUUAACGACGUUAAGGUUUAUUUUUGUUUUUUGUUUUUUUAUGGGUAUAAUGAUAUUGUUUUUUUUUUCCAUAUCUUAUACUUCCAAUGUGCACAUACACAAAGCAGAGCUUCCGUUUAAGAAUAAACCGGUCUGUGAAAAAGCCGUGACGGACGCCAAGUAUAGGAGUGGCUCGCACUCUCGCACUGGGCUAGCGGCUCCUGUAUAUAGCCAGUGACUAAACGCCAAAAAAAUGCGCAUAAACUGCUCAUCAUAUCAUUGGUUUUGAGUCGGGCAAUGAGAUUUCAACUAGACUACUUAGGAAAAAGGCAAACCACGAAUUACCUUCAGAUACUAAAUUGAGAAACUGCUUUAAUGAAAUUUUUCUCAGGUGAACGAGGGCCUCAGGGAAAAGAAGGUCGAAGAGGACAACGCGGCCGACCGGGUUACGUAGGUAAAACCGGAAAAAGAGGACCCCCUGGUGAGCGAGGUCUCCGUGGUCCCAGAGGAAGGCCUGGGAAGGCGUUUGACGGAAAUAUCUCCAAACUGAUUGAAGACAUAGGUAAGUCAGGAAUAGUGGAGCCAUCAUUCCACCACCUCUUUUACGAGAAUGACGUCUUAUUCUGUUUCUAGUGAACAAGAGUCACAAAGUAGCUUAAAAGAAAUAAAGGGAAAGAGGGUAUUGUACUCCCGCCCCACCGCCCCCAGUUUUGUUCCGUCCCUGCUAUAGUUUGGCUUUAUAGUGAUGGCUGAUUUCUUGAUUUUAAAGGUCGAGUCUAACGUAGUUUUUCAAGCAUAAACACCAUUUUUCCUUUCUUACCACUUUGUACUGGAAGCAUUGAUAGGCCGCACUUGUUAGUUAUGACUAAGUGAAACUUGGUACUACCGAGAACAAAAUAAGCGAGCGGUUAACGUUAAGGAGGGGCUUGUUUAGCCCUCUAACCCAGCUUUCAGCUUGGCCAAGCUGUCCCAUGGAAAAUGUAAGCCACUCUAAGUCGUUCAAAAGUAUAAUCAAUGAUUUCGUUUUUGACUUACAAAAAAGGAUGCUAUUUUAUUUACAGAUUUGCCUAAAAUCAAGAAACCGCCUCCCUCCAACUUCACAACAGAAGAGGGGAACAAUGUCUCUCUACCCUGCUACCCCACCGGCUUCCCCACACCAGUGGUCACGUGGUAUAAAAAUGGCGAAGCCCUCGAUGGUAAUCAAUAUAAUGCUGCCACGGGAUUGCUGACAUUUUCUAGCAUCUUGUUCGCUGAUCGAGGCUUGUACAAAUGUGAGGCAAGGAAUUUCUUAGGGUUUGAUUAUGCAACCGUCGAAAUCACAGUCGAAGGUAAGUGGAAGAUCAGAGGACAUUAGAAAAUAGUUCUCACAAUCUCAAUCUUGGGAUUAUUGCUUGAUUGUUGGCUUAAGUCUUUGAUCGAGCGCUGUUUAUAUUUAUUUAUUCAUUUAUCUAUUUAUUUGGCGAUUGUUUUUUUCUUUUCUUUUCGUUUCUUUUUUUUUUUUUCUGGUGCCAUGGUGUCCAAGUUUAAUUAGUUGUUACUAUUUUUGAAUAUAGAAAAUGUUUUAAUUCUGAUUAUCUACCAUCCAAUAUCCAAGGCGCACUCGUAGAAUAAUUGUUAAACAGACUCCUCCCUGAAACCGUCACCGCUGUUUCGUUACUCUAUAGGACGGUCCCAUUAACGUUCGUUCUUAACCCUUUAAGCCCCAAUAUCCACAUACAAAUUCUCCAAACUGAUCUGUAAACAUUUCCUUCAAGAAUAAGUUGAGAGAAUUUGAUAAAAAAUCAAGGCAUUUUCCCUUAGGUGAUCAUUUUAUUAAUUCCCAUAACCUAAUCUCUUAACAUUGUAUGGAUAUCGUUAGGAGAAAAUUGACGUUAGACACUACUGGGACUUAAUAGGUUAAGAGAGUUGAAUGUAUGCUCAUUAAUCCGUUUUGUUUGUUUGUUUGUUUAUUCGCAAAUUCGUUGCAGUUCCACCGCGAUUUGUAGACAAACCUGAGGUCUAUCAUAUGGGAUACGAGACUUGGGAUACCACUUUAUCGUGCAAUAUCUUUGGAUAUCCACACCCAGUUAUAAGAUGGACCCGGUCCUUCAGAUCAUUACCCACUGGCCGCUACGAGACGACAGGAAAAGACCUUAUCAUCAAGGAAACUCAGCGAGAAGACAAAGGACCAAUCAUGUGCCGAGGAGAUAACCACCUGGGUCACGUGUACGCGCUGAUAGUGUUGGUGGUGAACCCUGUUUGUGAGUAUUUAUUGUAAUUUAACAAAUUUCAACAAGGUAGGUAUUGGUCAAAACGAAAUUCAUGGAAAUCUUCUUCAGCCAGGAAAGACUUUUUAAAAAAAAACAGAAAAAGCAGUCGAUCGAACAUUUUUAUAUUGGCUAACUAGCAUGGAAAGCUGGCCUGAAAUGUUAUAGAGUGCUCAAAGAAAUUAAACCAAUAAUUCGUGUGGGUUUAUUCAAACUGGUAAAUGCGCUGAAAAUUCAAGAUCGCAUAGUAAACACAUGCGCACAAGCAUCACAACAAAUGCAACAUUAUAGCCACGCACUGGUUUCUUGUGUCGAAGGGGCGGAUAUAUAUCAACUUCCGUUAUAGCGAUCACCUUUUUCAAGGCCCAUUAGUGUAUAUAUUUGAGAGUAAUUAUUUUAUUUACCUAAUAUUGUACCUUAACAAAUACUUCCUCCAUUGUACGCCUUAAUCUUCAGUGCCUCCGGUUAUCACCACCGCUCCACCCCCCUUAGUCACAGUAACAAAGGUACAUGAUACAGUGAUACUUCAAUGCGCUGCUCAGGGAUCCCCCGUCCCCACCCUGGAGUGGCGCAAGGAUGGUGUUGUCAUUUCUACUAACAUAACGUUGGAGACCGCUGAUGAAGCAAGAGGAAAACUUAUUAUUCCAAAAUUUGGCCCGUCUGAUCAAGGUGUCUACACGUGUUUCUUUAAAAAUUACGACAAUGGAACUGCCGAGACUUCAACCACCGCAGGUGAAAAUGAGUUAUGAAUAGGCCACUUCCGAGUUCCAAAAAAACUCACUUUCAAAAUGAGGCCAAGCCACAACCUUUCUUGUGAAAAUUAGUUUUAACCUCGUUUUGAUACAGAGGCCUGGGAGAACUCUGAAACGGCCUAUUGAUUUAGUUGUUUAGAAAUUUUCCUCUGCACCCUUCUUAUAGUGAUGCUAUCACGUGAUAAAUGGUCUAGAACGAACCUAUAAGUACGUGUUUAUCAAGCUUAAACAACAGAAAUGGCAGUUUAGUUGAAAGUGACGAUUGUGAUGGAGAAACAUAAACUUAAGUCACUUUUAAAAUUUAUAUAAAUGAUCAAUACUGAAGUUGUUGCCUCGGCCAAAACAACCUGCCCUAUAUAUACACCCCGAAACGGGCUGAUCUGAAACGACAACAUGACCCUUUAUGGACAAUGAAUCUGACAGUAAAGCUUGCAUAAUUACGUCAUUAGAGAUUGCAAAAAUCCUCUUGUUGAAAACACGAAGCGAUUACACAUGAACGUUAAUGUACUCCAUCCCAAACCAGUUAAUAAUACUGAAUCCACAUGAAAUCUCAUAAGAAACCGGUGUGUCCUAUAUUCCUCCCCUGUCGUCUUGUUCCCUUUCGACUUUACAAUGAUACUUACUUAAAAAUCUGAAAGGAAGAAAGAGCCCAAAUCAAAUUGUCCACUUUUCUUUCCAUGGAAGGUUAGCAAUCUUAAUAGUAAUUUAAUAGACUGUCCUUGCUAUUUAGCUACGGCAAAUAAAACAUUAGUUUUUUACUGCUGACGUUAACAUCAAAAGAGGGGUUCAAUUCUUUUGAUGGCCAAAACCACCUGGCGGAGAAAAGUGAUGAAAGAGCUGAAGUAGUAGGGCCUAAGAUGAGGCGAAGUGCAGGCAAAAGCACAGGACAAAGUUGCGUGGCGACGUUUGAUUGCGGCCUUAUUUUUUUAUUCAUUUAUUUAUUUAUUUUUAUUUGCCACAAUAAUUACAAAAAAUAUAAGAAAAGAAGAAAAAAAGAAGUGGCGAGGAGACCUAACAGAAACUAUAGAAGCUUAUGAGAGAUUAGGCCUCCUCGCACUACGGGCUAGAGCUGUUUCACAUCAAUUGAAGAAAAGAUAGCGACAAGUCGAAGAUGGAAAGAUUCAUGAACUGUUUUCAUACUUAAUCAAUAAUUUAAUCUUCAGUUUUUUCUUAAUUAAAGAGGAAAGAGAUAGAGGGUUGAUGACCUUGUUGUCAAGUGAAUUAAAAAACUUAGGCCCUUGAAAAAAGGGCGAGAACUUCUUAUGUCAGUCCCAAAACGAGCAGACGGUCCGCACCAUUAAAGUUGGUUCUAGGACCAUAUUUUGACAAGAUACAAGCAGUUUUCAAACCUUUUAACGGAUACUUUUGAGAAGGAGAAGGAGUGUUUUUAAAUUCAAUACGAUCCGCUAGUUUAAUGAAGGUUAUCAAAACUCUGUUUAUUCUUGCCAGGAUCGGAGGCCCAGGAGGUUUGAAGAGAAAUUUUAAUGGCCCAGGAAUAAGAGUAACAAAAAUUUCAGUUUUCUUUGGAACAAUGGAAUGAUGUCCUAUAAACAAGAAUUUUAAAAUAAAGAUUUCUAUCUGUUUCAUUUUAACACCCCAUUAACCAUUCGACAGGUUUACCAUUCACAUUCACCGUAUUUUCCUUUUCCUCGAGGAAUAAUCCAUAUUUUAAAGCCGUUUGAAAUAUAUAAGUAUUUGUCAAACAUUUUCUAUCUGGGUCUAAAGAAAUUUGGUAAUUCUAUUUUCCCUUGUCUGUCAACGUAUAAUUUAUGAGCAGAUCAAUAAAUGUACCUUUUGAUGAACUGCGUUUUCCAUAUUCUGUUUUGAUACUAGAGCUCGUUGGUUGCGGAGAUCCAGGUGUGCCUGUGCAUGGUUAUAAGACUGGGGAAAAUUAUUGGGCAGGACAGAUGGUUACAUUCACCUGUGACACUGGAUACCACUUAGAAGGACCUACAAACAGGUUGUGCCUCGAAGGCGGAAAUUGGAGUGAUGUAACGCCAACAUGUGAGUGCUCUUACAGUAAUAGUUUCACGCCUAUUGGUAUGAUGAUGAUGAUAUUAAUGAUAAUGAUGGCUACCAUGAUGGUGCUGAUGAUGAUGAUGAUGAUGAUGAUGAUGAUGAUGGUGAUGUACUUCGAUUUUCUUUCCUCAGGCCACCGUUAUUGUGAUAAGCCCAACCCUCUGGAAAACGGUUACAUUAUAGGAACUGAAUUCUGGGAGGGGAAAAAUGUGACGUACAAAUGUAACAAGGGAUAUCGAGCUCGUGGGCAGAUGGUCAGAUUUUGUAAUAAAACUGGAAAUUGGACCGAGGAAGAACCUAAAUGUGAAGGUCAGCAUAUAUUUAUUUCUCCUUACAAGUUGCCUUCUUUUCUAAUAAGGGAGAGGCUAAAUAUCUUAUAUCCUCAUAUCCCCUCUUCUUUAGGUAAAUUAAAUAUAAAGGUUCUUUAUGUUAGACGGUAGUAUUACCAUUCUGAGGCCGAUGUGCGGCGCUUAUGUCAUCUUGCUCUUUCCAUUAGAGCUCCAUUUACGGGUAUUUAAAGCUACCCAAAGCUACAUGGAAAAGAGAGAAAAAUCGAUAAAUAGUUUUUAAAUCGCACCUGAAAAUCGAACUCGGGAAUUCUCCCACAGAGGGCACCAAACAAUUAAACUGAGCUAACCCUAAAAUAUACUGUAGAAAUAAGCUCAAUUCAAGUGUUUGACAAAACCGUGAUAAACAAGUGGCCGUCGUCAGUCUACUCUUAUCGUUUUGUGAUCCUAGCGCAAGGAAUAAAGUGGAUCAUCCAAGCGCUUGCCAUCUGUUUUCUGUAUUCUGCUCCAGCAGUAGCGACAAACCGGACAACGCCAGGUCGUUCAGUGAGUAAUCACGACAAUAAAGGCCGACCAUUUCGUUUUGCGUUACCAUCGGCUGAUAUAUUGUGAUAAUACUGCUGAAACGCCCGUAAAGAAAUCGAAAGCAGAAGGGCACAAAUUGCAUUUUUGUUAUUGUCACCCGCCUUAUUCAAUUCCUUCUCAAUUUAGUAACUACAUGCAAGGACCGUGAUUUCUGCUUGUAAUCCUAACCUGGCAAAAAAAUGUUCCGCCUUUUUUAAUCUUCCUGGUACUAGGAUCUUCCUUCCUUCAUGGAAACAGCCCCUUAAAUACGAAAAGAUAGUAGUAGACUGAGCAUGGCAACGUUAAGACGAAUAUCAGCCAAUAUUUGCAAAAGUUAUGUUACCGUUAGCCAAUUGCACAAAGGGUCAAAUAUCAUCCUUUGAUUUAAUUGUUAUAAAUUCAUACAGGGCCUGAGUUUGAACCAUCAGUAAUCCUUCUUAACAACACAGAGUAUUGGGAACUACUUAAAGGUUGGUUGGAACCGGUAUCUAUGGAGCCGUCUAAGUGGAAGCUGUGCUAUCGAGCUACAGACCAUGGAUGGAGUUCCAGUACAUUCCAUUCUAAAUGCAAUGGCCGGGGUCCCUCAUUGACGUUUGUAAAAGUAGGAGAGUAUAUCUUUGGAGGAUAUACUGACCGAAACUGGCGUAAGUAUAAAUAUAAUGCAUGCGUUGGUCAAUGUAGGUGACUAGAGGUAUGAAGAUUCUUAUGCUAGGGAAUAUUAACACCAUCAAUACACGAUUCUAUAUUUGUUAACUUUUGUACUUUUAAAAACUUCAUGUUGUUAUUUAUACACAAUAUAAAUCAAUAAUUUAAAAAAAAUUAACCAUAACAGUAGUUAAAAUAGAAACUUGAGCAGAGCUUGAGGGACUUGUCCGAAUUAUUGACGCAGCUGCAUUUUGGAGAUGAGACUCAAGAAUCUUUCCUCAUGUCGGUAAGGACAGUGACUCGAAAACUCUUAGGGCGUGUUCGAUUAACCGUAUUUUGGAGUAAAUACAAAGCGAAAAAACUUUAAAAAUCUCUCAUUUUGGAGUUCAUUGCUUUGCUGAAUAGCCACAAAUCCGCUAUAAAUGGUGAUGUAUGUAGCCUUUGACGCUCAGAAACCUCAGACUGGACGAAGUACUCUUCACUUUCCACAUUCUAGCCACACUAGCCGAGUUUUUUUUUCUUUUCCCGACUAGGGAUCGACUGACUAACCCUAGAAUUCGAGCGCCGAAUACUAAAAUUUAAUGCUCAUCUAAUGAGCUGUGCAUUGUCGAAAAUUGCAUGUUGUAAUAUUCUUAAACUCAAUUCAUUUGGUCAUUUUCAUGAUUUUUUUUUUAAUAACAUUUAUUUGGUUACAACACUUCUAAUGACAAUACUUACAUUUACAUGGAGGAAAAAUAAAAACAACGUACAAGAGAUAAAGGAAAAAUACAAAAAAAAAUUUUUCAUGAUUACUUGAACUCCAAACUUCAACCUUCUUGGCCGCUCUUAAAAAAAAAAAACGUGUUACUGUGGUGUAAGACUAAUCCUAAUUUGUUCUUGUUCAUUAGAUUCUGGUGGCUCAUACACAGAUUCAGCUCACAGCUUCAUUUUUUCCUUCAAAAAUAAAGAUGGCCUGGAACCGUUUAUGCUUCACCCCAAGAGAACUGAAAACGCCAUAUAUGGAAACGGCAACUAUGGUCCAACAUUUGGUGGAGGCCAUGACUUUUAUAUCGCUAAUGGUGCCGGCUCCAACACUAACUCGUACUCUAAUCUGGGUCACAGUUAUGUCCAAAUAACGGGAUACACGUACGGAUCAAGCAAAGUGCAGAGCCUGCUUGCAGGAUCCUACAAAUUUACGCCGCACGAAGUGGAAGUGUUUUAUCAGACUUACAAAGACUAGAAAAAGAAAUUGAUUAUUUAGCGUUUCUUAACUUCUAAUCGUAAAUCCUCUAACCAGUAAGCCUUCUUAUCUAAUAUGACUGAACCCUGCCCCCGUCUCUGGCUUUGGGAGAGAAGGGGGCUUGAAAGCCCCUUUAUAGCUACUUAACCUAGUAACGCGUUUUGGUCAAGACAUUAGUCUGCAUGUACAAAGAUUACAAAGUAUGAGCUGAAACAGUUUACAGAUAAGUUGACACUAUCCAAUAAUGAAUGACACGGACUAAGGAAGCUCUUACGCUUUUUGCUUCGGGUCAUAAUUCCCUGAACCACAUCCAUUUGAUUGUUAAGUUGUGGAAAAAGUCCUAAUGAUGGCUUAAGUCAAACAACAACAACAACAAACUUUAUUAAUAAACAUUUAAUAUUAUAGAAGUAUUGCCGGCAGCUGGCAAGGCUAUUCGAGGCGGGACAAAGCGUACAAAAUAUGAAAUUAAGACUAACGCUAACUAAGGAAAGUUUAAUAAUAGGUUAAAUCGUAAUAUGGAUAAGGACUAGAUAACAUAAUAAAGAAAACAAAAAACAAAUAAAUUGUAAAAGUAGAAACCAAUAAACAAGUCUAGAAUAUGUUUUUCAACAUUUUUGGCCAAUUUUACCUUUCAAUUAAGUUGGGCAUUUCAAUAUAGUCUUAUAGCGCACAAAACUCUCCUGUUUACACCAUGAUACAACUGUAGUAGACAAAGCACAUAUAGGCAUAGUCGGGUAUUAAUUUUUUGAUAGUUUUAACAAUUAAUUUAAAAUGGGAUUUUCUCUUUUUAUUACAUGACUUCUCCAUAUGCAUGUUCAGGAUCACCGGUCUAGACCUCACUUUUCAGCGCGGUGAAGGGUUUCAAAACCGACCUUGUAAAAUAAACAUGCUGACUUGGCACAAUCAAAAGUGAAUAAUAAUUG
Porites lobata is the source of this 10686-nucleotide messenger RNA. The record is from the annotation of a GenBank genome assembly. Lineage: Eukaryota; Metazoa; Cnidaria; Anthozoa; Scleractinia; Poritidae.